Ceratitis capitata (Mediterranean fruit fly) is the source of this 1368-nucleotide messenger RNA. It is a transcript of the gene wol, whose product is annotated as dolichyl-phosphate beta-glucosyltransferase. The transcript is spliced from 5 exons. Lineage: Eukaryota; Metazoa; Arthropoda; Insecta; Diptera; Tephritidae. Bases 178 to 1164 code for a protein of 328 amino acids. The record is from RefSeq and is a predicted model, not a curated record. Gene Ontology annotation, cellular component: endoplasmic reticulum membrane.
AAAACAAAAGUGAAAAGUUCUCUUAUUGUUGGAUGCAAGAUAAAAGAAUUGUUGAUGUGUUUUGCCAUAUGACGGUUUUGUUAAAUUACGUGGCGUUUGAAAUCAUUGUUUGAUUUUAUAUUACUAAGUGAUAAAAAUUUGUUUUGAAAACAACGUUAAUAAGUAAUCCUUACCUUCAUGUCGGUGGUUCAGAUAGCGCAGAUGAUCGUUAUCACCGGCUUGUCCGUGUUGUCUGGAUUCUUAGUGGUGAUCAUUGUCAUACAAAAAGCUAUAACGAAACCAUUUCCAGCAAUCAGAAGGCGCAAAGAGGAGAAACAUUUUCUCGAUCCAAUAGCAAUACAUAAUGUGGACUUUCCUUCGGUAGAAGAAGCGCCAAGUGUAGAUUUGAGUGUUAUUAUACCAGCAUAUAAUGAAGAGCAGCGAUUGCCGAAAAUGUUGGAAGAAUGUUUGCUCUUCUUAGAAGAAAAGGCAAAAGAUGAAACGUUUACAUAUGAAAUAAUACUUGUUAGUGAUGGUAGUAGUGAUGGUACAGUAUCUCUUGGAUUGAAAUACUCAAAACGUUACACCGUCAAUAAGUUUCGUGUGCUAGAACUUCUUGACAACAGGGGCAAAGGCGGCGCUGUUCGUUUGGGCAUGCUGAGCGCAAGAGGACGAUAUCUACUAUUCGCUGAUGCAGAUGGUGCUACACGAUUUAGCGAUUAUGAUAAAUUGGAACAGAGUAUUAAAAGUAUUACAAAAGAUUGGCAGGAAGACGGUAUUGUGGUCGGUUCACGCGCUCACUUAGAGCAGGAAGCUAUAGCCUCACGAAGUCUUUUUAGGACAUUCCUUAUGCACGGUUUUCACUUUCUUGUUUGGCUGUUCGCAGUGCGUAGUAUUCGGGACACCCAGUGCGGCUUUAAACUACUAACACGCUCUGCAGCUCAUACGCUAUUCAAAAAUUUGCACGUAGAACGAUGGGCUUUCGAUGUUGAAUUGCUUUAUAUAGCGGAACGUUUGAAAAUGCCAAUAGCUGAAGUUGCUGUUAAUUGGAAAGAGAUUGAGGGCUCCAAACUGACGCCCGUCUGGUCUUGGGUACAGAUGGGAACUGACCUAUUUCUGAUCUGGCUUCGGUAUGCGAUUGGAGCAUGGCAAUUGUAUGAGCAUAAAAAGGAACACGAUUCUUAAAAGCAAAGCAUUUAAUUUUUAUAAGACUUGCGCACACGUACGUUCCAAUGUUCCCGCAUUAUUUUCAACAUAUGCACUUAAAAGUAUAAGCUACUAUAUUUAAGUAUUUAAAAUGAAACUAUAACUUUUGUAACAUCUAAUACAAUUUGUUAGUUAAAGAUUUAAAAUUUGUUAAAUUUUAAAUAAAUAAUAUCACAUGAAUAA